This is a messenger RNA of Syngnathoides biaculeatus (alligator pipefish), 2131 nucleotides long. RefSeq names its product extracellular matrix protein 2. Gene Ontology annotation, molecular function: protein binding; collagen V binding; heparin binding. Gene Ontology annotation, biological process: extracellular matrix organization; positive regulation of cell-substrate adhesion. The transcript is spliced from 10 exons. Gene Ontology annotation, cellular component: extracellular matrix. The coding region runs from base 193 to 1698 and encodes 501 amino acids. The record is from RefSeq and is a predicted model, not a curated record. Lineage: Eukaryota; Metazoa; Chordata; Actinopteri; Syngnathiformes; Syngnathidae.
UAUCAGAGAUGUACAGUAUUCACUCAAACGAUAUGUUUUGUGUUAUUGUGCUUGUGGUUUAAAGUGGUUUAGAAAUGCCCAAGGUUUCUGUAUAAUUAGUUAUUCAUCACAAAUAAUGUAUCUUUGUUCAUCUUUCUAUGCCGGCGACAUGGUGACAGGCAGAACAUUUAAUCUCUUCCACUAGAUGGCAGAAUGAUCACUAUACAGACCCAGAUUUCAUUUGCAGGUUUGGAGCGAUCCCUGGAGACAUGGAGAAUGAACAAAAAGGGAGAAGAUGUGAGGAGCACUUUCAUGGCCGGAGAGAAGGAACUUCAUGCUCAGGAGAGGCGGCUCAUCGAUAAAAAAAAAGCACACAGGAUGGAGGAGGAUGAGGAGGAUGAGGAGGAAAAUGAAGAUGAUGAUGACGACGAUGAGGAUGAUGACGGUAAUGAAGAGGGGGAGGAAGAAGGGGAAGAAGAGGAAGGUGAGGAGGAGGAUGGGGAAGAAGAAGAGGCAACUCAAGCUCCCAGCAACCAGACUGAAGCAAACGACAUUUUGCCCGAGUCUCAGUGUGAGACUGGCGAGAGUGAAAUCAGCUGCAGGGGCAUGGGCAUGACUCACCUGCCAAUCAUCCGCGACCCGGAGGCCACGAAGCUGGAUGUGGGAGAGAACAACAUCAGAGUCAUUCCUCUGGACAUUUUCUCCGGCCUGCCAAUGCUGGAAGUGCUGGACCUGAGCAAAAACCAGCUGGAUGAUGAUUCAUUCAGCCAAAAUGCUUUGUCUAACUUGACCUCUGUGAAGAAGCUGAACUUAGACGGCAACCGGCUCACAAUGAUCCCGAUGCUGCCCCCGUCGCUCGAACAACUGAGCGUGAACAGCAACAAGCUCCACACCCUCGCACCGCACUGCUUCACAGGUUUGGUGAACCUGUUGAACCUGGAACUGGAAGGGAACAGUCUGCAUGAGGGUGGCGUGUCACCUCAAGCAUUCAAACCUCUCAAGAGGCUUCUGCACCUCAAGCUGGAGAAAAACCGAUUCCGCUCUCUCCCGCAGCGUCUUCCCCGCUCUCUCCAGACUUUAGAAAUGGAUGAGAAUCUGAUAGAGGAGUUGACGGAAGAUUCACUGAAGGGUUGCAGUCAUUUGAAAAUACUUGACCUCAGUCAUAACCUCCUGCGAGAUGAAGGCCUUUCCCAACGUGUCUGGACAAGCCUUAGACAACUCGAAGCCUUGGAUCUCUCCUCCAACCGACUGACAUCUGUGCCCGUGAAUCUGCCUCGCAGUCUCCUUCAAGUGGACCUCCAACAAAAUAACAUAAGCCACAUCCCUGCUUUCAUUUUCCGCCACUUGCGUCCUGGCCUGCAGUCACUUGGUCUAUCCCACAAUGUCUUGACGAACGAGGGUAUUGAGCGGGGGUCUUUUGUUGGAAUGUUCCGCUCGCUUGCUGAGCUCCUGUUGGACGACAACCAUCUGGGGGAGGUCCCUCGUUGGGUUCGGCAAUUUAAGAACCUGCAAGUACUGAGGCUGGACAACAACUAUAUCAGGGUGGUGAGGCAAUGGGGUGUGUGUCAUCCCCGUAAUUCUGGCUCCACCUUGGCUUCAGUCAACCUAGAAAAUAACCUGCUGGUCCCUGAGAAGAUUCCCUCGAAUGCCUUUAAUUGUCUCACAGAUGCUCAGGGACUCUUUAUCUAUCCGCAACGGAGGGAUUUUCCAGAAAUCUAGAUGUCAACAUGAUCUCGGCAGAAUUAAGGAUGAAACCAUAGCAAAAGUUAAGCAUGCUAAGACUGAAUUAUUUUCAACAACCUGCUCAAGACAACUUGACACAAUCUAAAAACAAAAGUCUCUCUGGAUGUAAGCCAAUAUUUUGCCACAAUAAUGUUGACAUAGUUUCAAAGCAGUUCAUUAAUGUCAAGAGGUCAAAGUAUAUUUCUUUUUUGAACAGAAUAAAUGCAAUUUAUUUUCUGGUAGCCCAAACAGGGUCAGUUUUAUGCAAUACAAUAUUCAUGUUCAUCCUUCUUGGUUACAUGCACAGAUACACAUAAACUGCUAUUGUUUAUUUCAUCACCAUACAGGAAAGUCAAAAUGAAACAUUUAUUUUGUAUUUUGCUUUCACUGCCUUUGAUAAACUUUCACAGCCGACCUUUUCUUUCAUUAA